AUGCUUCUUCCUUUCUUCGUUCAUUUGCUUAUUUUAGGUUCAUUUUUUUGGAGGGGUUAUUCGAAGUUUUAUAUAGGUGGAUAUUGGGGUUCAGAUGGAUUUAGAGAUUCGGAUGGAUUUAGAGGUUCGGAUGGAUUUAGAGAUUCAGGUGGAUUUAGAGGUUCAGAUGGAUUUAGAGAUUCAGAUGGAUUCAGAAGUUCAGAUGGAUUUAGAGGUUCAGAUGGAUUCAGAGGUUCAGAUGGAUUUAGAAGUCCAGAUGGAUUUAGAGGUUCAGGUGGAUUUAGAGGUUCAGAUGGAUUUAGAGAUUCAGGUGGAUUUAGAGGUUCAGAUGGAUUUAGAGAUAUAGGUAGAUUUAGAGGUUCAAAUGGAUGUAGAUGUUCAGAUGGAUUUAGAGGUUCAGAUGGAUUUAGAGGUUCAGAUGGAUUCAGAGGUUCAGAUGGAUUUAGAGAUUUAGAUGGAUUUAGGGGUUCAGAUGGAUGUAUAGGUUUAGAUGGAUUUAGAGGUUCAGAUGGAUUUAGAGGUUCAGAUGGAUUUGGAGGUUCAGAUGGAUUUAGAGGUUCAGAUGGAGUUAGAGGUUCAGAUGGAUUUGGAGGUUCAGAUGGAUAUGGAGGUUCAGAUGGAUUUAGAGAUUCAGAUGGAUUCAGAAGUUCAGAUGGAUUUAGAGGUUCAGAUGGAUUUAGAGAUUCAGAUGGAUUUAGAGAUUCAGGUGGAUUUAGAGGUUCAGAUGGAUCUAGAGGUGCAUUGAAAUAG
This is a messenger RNA of Megachile rotundata (alfalfa leafcutting bee), 750 nucleotides long. Its product is annotated as collagen alpha-2(IV) chain-like. The record is from RefSeq and is a predicted model, not a curated record. Lineage: Eukaryota; Metazoa; Arthropoda; Insecta; Hymenoptera; Megachilidae.